Chelonoidis abingdonii (Abingdon island giant tortoise) is the source of this 702-nucleotide messenger RNA. The record is from RefSeq and is a predicted model, not a curated record. NCBI's taxonomy places the organism in Eukaryota, Metazoa, Chordata, Testudines, Testudinidae.
GCGGGCGGCGGGUUCUGCGCGGCGGCGGGCUCGCUGUGGAUCUACCCCACCAAUUGGCCGGAGCGCGGCUACCAGGUGCGCAUGGCGCGGGCGGCGCUGCUGGCCAACACGCUGGUGUGCCUGCCCACCGGGCUGGGCAAGACCUUCAUCGCCGCCGUGGUCAUGUACAACUUCUACCGCUGGUUCCCCUCCGCCAAGGUGCUCUUCCUGGCGCCCACCAAGCCGCUGGUGGCGCAGCAGAUGGAGGCCUGCGCUGGCGUCAUGGGCAUCCCUCGGCACCACAUGGCCGAGAUGACAGGGGGUACCCAGGUUCACAAUCGGAAGGAAAUCUGGCACAAUAAGAGGGUUUUUUUUCUUACUCCUCAAGUAAUGGUAAACGAUCUUUCUCGUGGAACCUGCCCUGCUGCAGAAAUAAAAUGUCUGGUUAUUGAUGAAGCCCACAAAGCUCUUGGAAACUACGCCUACUGCCAGGUUGUGAAGGAACUGAGCAAAUACACAAACCAAUUUAGAAUCUUGGCUUUAAGUGCCACACCAGGCAGUGACACAAAGGCUGUACAGGAAGUUAUUUCCAAUCUAUUGAUAGCACAGAUAGAGCGAUGUUCUGAGAGAUUCCCAGAUACACCUUACUCUCUACGAGCGACAGUUGAAAAAAUUGUUGUUCCACUCGAAGAACUAGCAGAAAUUCAGAAUGCUUACAUCAGG